This is a messenger RNA of Rhinichthys klamathensis goyatoka, 2619 nucleotides long. It is a transcript of the gene snx4, whose product is annotated as sorting nexin 4. The record is from RefSeq and is a predicted model, not a curated record. Gene Ontology annotation, molecular function: phosphatidylinositol binding. Lineage: Eukaryota; Metazoa; Chordata; Actinopteri; Cypriniformes; Leuciscidae. The transcript has 14 exons. Gene Ontology annotation, biological process: protein transport. Bases 43 to 1347 code for a protein of 434 amino acids.
ACAGGGAAAGUGGCCAACGCGCAAGCGCGAGACGGGCAAACCAUGGCGGAUUCAGGAAGCGAAGAUAUAGCGGUGAUUGGAAACACAGAUCUGACUCCUUCGGAGUCGGAAAACAACUUAAAGAACACGAUGGUUGAAAAAGGGACUAGUCUUCUGAAGAGGAUGGAGAUCAGUGUGGCUGAAGCAGAGAAGAGGACCGGCAAGAAUGCUGUCAACAUGCAAGAGACUUAUACAGUGUAUCUUAUAGAGACACGGCCUGUGGAUGCUGCAUCAGAAGGGACCAAUCCUGUCCCAGAUUCUCUUUGGAGGCGUUACAGCGAAUUUGAGCUCCUUCGAAACUAUUUGUUAGUUGCCUAUCCAUUUGUGGUGGUUCCGCCGUUGCCUGAAAAACGGGCUGAAUUUGUCUGGCACAAGCUGACAGCAGACAACAUGGACCCUGACUUCGUGGAGAGGCGUAGGGUUGGACUAGAGAACUUCCUGCUUCGAGUGGCCUCACACCCAGUCUUGUCCAAUGACAAGAUCUUCUAUUCAUUCCUCACCGAGGAAAAUGGUUGGAAGGAAACCGUGUUUGAGACAGGAUUUCAGGCGAAGGCCGAUUCAAGAUUAAAGGCUUUAAAUGCCACAUUCAGAGUGAAGAACCCAGACAAGAGAUUUGCAGAAAUGAAACACUACGGUGAUGAGCUGCAGGCUGUUAUUUCACAGCUGCUGAGAGUUCGGGCGAGAGCAGCUGAUCGCCUAUAUGGAGUCUACAAAGUGCAUGGAAAUUAUGGAAGAGUCUUUAGCGAGUGGAGUGCCAUUGAGAAAGAGAUGGGAGAUGGGCUGCAGAGCGCCGGCCAUCACAUGGACGCGUAUGCUGCUUCUGUAGAUGAUAUUCUAGAGGAAGAGGAGCAUUACGCUGACCAGCUGAAGGAGUACCUUUUCUAUGCAGACGCAGUAAGGGCAGUGUGUAGGAAGCAUGAACUGACACAGUUUGAACUGGAGAUGGCCGCCCAGGAUCUGACCUCUAAGAAACAGCAGCGGGAGGAACUCGCCACUGGGACGGUACGGACCUUCUCUCUGAAGGGGAUGACCAGUAAACUGUUUGGACAAGAGACCCCAGAGCAGAGAGAGGCCAAGCUGAAAAUGCUGGAGACACAGAUUGAAGAAGGAGAGGAACUGGUCAAAGAAAGAAACGCAGAAUGCGACGAGUAUGUGAAAAGUGCAUGGGUGGACAUUGAAAGGUUUAAAGAGCAGAAAGACCAUGAUCUCAAAGAGGCUCUCAUCAGCUAUGCCAUCAUGCAGAUCAGCAUGUGCAAGAAGGGAAUUCAAGUGUGGAACAACGCUAAAGAGUGCUUCAGUAAGAUGUGAGGGUUCCAGCCAUGACAACCAGAACACCAGGAGGCCUUGGAGAUGUCAAUCCAGAGAAGCACACACUCCUAGAGACUGACCAUGGGGACUAAAGUCUUCCUCUCAAUCCUAAACUUUUGUCAGCCUCUUGCACCAGAUGCUCUGGUGUAAAAAGGUAUUGAAUAAUAUUGGCAUACACUAGUGUCAGUUUCAGUCCAAAUAAUAAAUGGAUGGGGUGCUGUUUUAUUUAUUUCCAUGUUCACCAGCCAGAUUUUAGAUCUGGUUACUUUUGUGACUGCACUAUUUUGACCUACACAAGAGUUUGUGAAGGUUGCAUACAAUUAAUGAUUUAACACUUCAGACAGAAACAGAAGAACAACUUAAUUAAGAUCGAUUCAUCUUGAACUAUGGAAUGAUUUCUUUAUAAUUUGUAAUAAUUUUUUUAUUGUUUUAUUAUCUUUAUGAUUUUUGAUGCCAAUAUGUUUGCUAAAAUCAUUCCUUUUUUCUUUUCCAUCAUCUUUUUACUUCUUUAGUUAACCAUAAAACACAAAAGCACAGAUUAAAAUAGUCAAGGCAAAAUAUAAGGGUGGGUUUUGGGAGGAAAAAAGUUCUCAGCGAAUCCAGCAGUUCCAUUUUUAUCAUACCCCACACCCCUCCCCAUAAUGGUGGUCUCCCACAUCUGGAACAUGUCCAGUUUCUGUGCAACAAGCAAAAUGAUCUUUAUCACCUGGUGCGGAGGACACCAAGAGUCAAAUUUCCUACGAAAAGAAAAGUAACUGGUCUUAUUCACAUGCAAACUAAAUUUACCCUAACGCCCAUACAGCAAACAAAGUCCCAUAAAUUCAUCAUAAUAUGCUGGUCUGUAACUUUCUGCACAUUCUGCCAUAAAAACUAAGCUGUUUAUAACCACUGACCCCCUCCCUUUAUAUGGUUCAGUUCAUCUGAUAAAUAUUAAUAUGCUGUUUAUGUCUUAUUCAAAACUCAACUCUGCAUAUUUUCUUUGUCCACUAUGAAUGCCAUAUUUGUCAUCUGUUAUGAUGAGUGGGUGGGUCUAUGUUUUGAUAGAAAUCUGGCUAAAGGAAUACGAAGGUCACAGGAAAGGCUGGAUAUAAUAAUUUCCCCAUUUUAGAGUUGCAUGUGUAACUCAGCCUGACCUCUGGUCAUUUGGUUCAUUUUUGGGUUAUAGGGGGGUAGAGAUAACCAUUUGUAUAUACUGUUAAAAUCAUUGAUGUGUAACACUAAUGGUAAUAAUAAAAAAAUAAAACAUUCCCAUUAUCAUUUGGCUUGUUUUCA